Pteropus alecto (black flying fox) is the source of this 1959-nucleotide messenger RNA. It is a transcript of the gene TKT, whose product is annotated as transketolase. Gene Ontology annotation, biological process: pentose-phosphate shunt, non-oxidative branch; ribose phosphate biosynthetic process. NCBI's taxonomy places the organism in Eukaryota, Metazoa, Chordata, Mammalia, Chiroptera, Pteropodidae. Gene Ontology annotation, molecular function: transketolase activity; thiamine pyrophosphate binding. The record is from RefSeq and is a predicted model, not a curated record. Bases 92 to 1849 code for a protein of 585 amino acids. The transcript has 13 exons. Gene Ontology annotation, cellular component: extracellular exosome; endoplasmic reticulum membrane.
CCCGGCCUUGGCCGCUGCCGGUCUCUGCCUUAGCCACCGCGCUACCUCCGAGUCUCCGCGUCCUCCAGCCUCCUGCUCACCCCCCCGCGCCAUGGAGGGCUACCAUAAGCCUGACCAGCAGAAGCUGCAGGCCCUGAAGGACACAGCCAACCGCCUGCGCAUCAGUUCUAUCCAGGCCACCACAGCUGCCGGCUCGGGCCACCCCACGUCAUGCUGCAGCGCCGCGGAGAUCAUGGCUGUCCUCUUUUUCCACGCCAUGCGCUACAAGCCCCAGGACCCCCGGAACCCUCACAACGACCGCUUUGUGCUCUCCAAGAAACAAGCUUUCACCGAUGUGGCCACUGGCUCACUGGGCCAGGGCCUUGGAGCCGCUUGUGGGAUGGCUUACACAGGCAAAUACUUCGACAAAGCCAGCUACCGUGUCUAUUGCAUGUUGGGAGAUGGGGAGAUGUCGGAGGGCUCUGUGUGGGAGGCCAUGGCCUUCGCCGGCAUCUACAAGCUGGACAACCUCGUCGCCAUUCUUGACAUCAACCGCCUGGGCCAGAGUGACCCUGCCCCGCUGCAGCACCAGUUGGAUGUCUACCAGAAGCGUUGCGAGGCCUUCGGCUGGCAUGCUAUCAUCGUGGAUGGACAUAGCGUGGAGGAACUGUGCAAGGCCUUCGGCCAGGCCAAACACCAGCCAACAGCCAUCAUUGCCAAGACCUUCAAGGGUCGAGGGAUCUCAGGAAUAGAAGAUAAGGAGUCUUGGCAUGGGAAGCCUCUCCCCAAAAACAUGGCUGAGCAGAUCAUCCAGGAAAUUCACAGCCAGAUCCAAAGCAAAAAGAAGAUCCUGGCAACUCCCCCGCAGGAGGACGCCCCCUCGGUAGACAUCACCAACAUCCGCAUGCCCACUCCACCCAGCUACAAAGUCGGGGACAAGAUAGCUACCCGCAAGGCCUACGGGCAGGCCCUGGCCAAGCUGGGCCACGCCAGUGACCGCAUCAUCGCCCUGGAUGGGGACACCAAGAAUUCCACCUUCUCAGAAAUCUUCAAAAAGGAGCACCCAGAUCGGUUCAUCGAGUGCUACAUUGCCGAGCAGAACAUGGUGAGCAUCGCUGUGGGCUGUGCCACACGCAACAGGGCCAUACCCUUCUGCAGUACUUUUGCAGCCUUCUUCACGCGGGCUUUCGACCAGAUUCGCAUGGCGGCCAUCUCCGAGAGCAAUAUCAACCUCUGCGGCUCCCAUUGCGGUGUGUCCAUUGGGGAAGACGGUCCCUCUCAGAUGGCCCUGGAAGAUCUGGCUAUGUUUCGAUCGGUCCCCAUGUCAACUGUCUUUUACCCAAGCGAUGGGGUAUCUACAGAGAAGGCGGUGGAAUUAGCAGCCAAUACAAAGGGCAUCUGCUUCAUCCGGACCAGCCGCCCAGAAAAUGCCAUCAUCUAUAACAACAAUGAGGAUUUCCAAGUUGGACAAGCCAAGGUGGUCCUGAAGAGCAAAGAUGACCAGGUGACUGUGAUCGGGGCUGGGGUAACCCUACAUGAGGCCUUGGCUGCUGCUGACCUGCUGAAGAAAGAGAAGAUCAACAUCCGAGUGUUGGACCCUUUCACCAUCAAGCCCCUGGAUCGGAAACUCAUUCUUGACAGUGCCCGUGCUACCAAGGGCAGGAUCCUCACGGUGGAGGACCACUACUACGAAGGUGGCAUAGGUGAAGCGGUGUCCUCUGCAGUAGUGGGCGAGCCUGGCGUCACUGUCACUCGCCUGGCUGUUAGCCAGGUACCAAGAAGCGGGAAGCCAGCUGAACUGCUGAAGAUGUUCGGCAUUGACAAGGAUGCCAUCGCACAAGCUGUGAGAGGCCUCGUCACCAAGGCCUAGGGAGUUACAGGGUGUGGGGCGGGGGUUCUGCACAUUCCGGAGAGAUUCUGGCAGAGGUGCUCAAAGAUGUACUGAGAAGAGAGGUAAAUAUAUGUUUUGAGAAAAACGAA